This is a messenger RNA of Amborella trichopoda, 1568 nucleotides long. Its product is annotated as zinc ion binding protein. Gene Ontology annotation, biological process: mitotic sister chromatid cohesion; maintenance of mitotic sister chromatid cohesion. Lineage: Eukaryota; Viridiplantae; Streptophyta; Magnoliopsida; Amborellales; Amborellaceae. Gene Ontology annotation, cellular component: chromosome, centromeric region; chromatin; Ctf18 RFC-like complex. The record is from RefSeq and is a predicted model, not a curated record.
ACAACUAAUAGAUAGAAGACCGUGAUAGAGAUUUUAGAUUCCGCGGUGUGAAAAGAGAGAUGCGAUUACAACUAUUAGUACAGGAGAGAGAUACGAUAUAGAGAAAGAAGCGAUUUUGGAGAAAGAGAGAUGGACGAGGAAAAAAGUUUGAGAGGAGGGAGCGAAGGCAUUUUAAACCUUCCCUUCAAUUCCUCACUCCGCAUUACUUACCAUCCCCUCUUCCCCCAUCGUCAUCAACCCAACAACCAAUUCCUCCUCCUCGAGCUCGAUCCCACCCUCCUCCCCUACUUCUAUAACAACCAAGUUACUGUCCGUGGUGAUCCAGAUGAAGAAGCGGUUCUCUGCACCCCCUCUUCGACCUACGCCCUCAAGUUCGUCUCCACCUCCAAUUCAGUCUUUCUCAUUCCUCCCCCAUCUUUCGAAAACCCAAUGCAGAAACCAUUGUCGUCUCCUGUGAUCGAGCUCUCUCCAGGUCACAUGGAGCUCCUCUGCGUAGCCCCGCAGCUGGACAAACUCAAAUCCCUUCUCUCUACUGUUACUUAUAACCCUAACAUAACGGACGACGAGGGACAAGAAGAGGCUUCGUGCCUUUUCACCUGGUCUGAUCUGAUAAGUAAGGUUCAGGCCAGUGACCAAGAGUUGAAGGACAGGCUUAACUCUCUUUCUGCCAUUGAGAUCAAUGGGAAAUGGAGGAUCUUGGACCAGGGAUUCAUGUCUGAUACCCUCGAGCUUCUCAUUCGCAAUGCUACUAUUCAUGGAUGGCCUCUUGGAGCAUUAAGAGAGGACCUGGUUUUGCCUGUGCUUGAGGCUGAUGGGGUUUCUCUUGAAUUUGGGUGCCAUUGCCUUAAGGCCUUUGGGAGAGAGAAAGAUGUGGGAGUCUGGGCACUUUGUGAGAGGGCGGUGUGUGUGAAUUAUGCGAGGAAGAUAUUGGGGAAGGUGGGGAAGAUGAAGAGUGAGAAUUUUUUGAUGAAGCUGCAGAGGAGGGUGCCUGAGGGGUUCGCGGUGGGAAUGGAGAUGCUUGAGGGGGAGGUUUUGGCAGAGAGGGUUGGAGCUGAGGUGUGGGUUCGAGCGUUCAGUGUCUCUUCGCUGCCUUCUGAUCCUGCAGAACGCUUCUCUAUUCUCUUCAAGGAACGCCAGAGGUGGGAAUCACAGGACUUGGAGCCUUACAUCAGGGACCUGCGUGUGCCCUGUCUCUCUUCAGAUAGCUUGCUUAUCAAGUAUACUCGAAGAAUACAGCCGACUGCAGACUCCGUGCCCAUCUUCACAGCAAGAUGAACUGCCCAUCCUGGUUUGGGACAACUUGGGUUUUCUCUGUUAUCCUUUCAUCGUGGUUUCGGUUUGGAAGUCUUUCUUAUCACCGAUAAGCUUUUGAUUUUUCUUAAAUUCCCCAUUUUUGCCAUCUUAUUUGUCAUUCAAAGAGAUUCAUGAUGUGGCAUUUGGGUCUUAAUAAUGUUUGUACACUAUGGAAGUUGGUUUGUUUAGUCACUCUUGAUAUUGCAGUAGAUCUGUUCCAUGGAUAUACAUGUUUUGGUUUUUCUUCUUUUAUAUAUGUUUGCUUUAAGUUGACA